Molecule: messenger RNA, 3527 nt
Organism: Anguilla anguilla (European eel)
Lineage: Eukaryota; Metazoa; Chordata; Actinopteri; Anguilliformes; Anguillidae
Product: protein RER1-like
Exons: 7
Coding region: 109-699 (196 amino acids)
Biological process (GO): protein retention in ER lumen; retrograde vesicle-mediated transport, Golgi to endoplasmic reticulum
Cellular component (GO): Golgi membrane
Source: RefSeq, a predicted model, not a curated record
GCCGUAUUUCCUGAACAAAUCGCUGUGGAAGUACUGACGUGUUCACAUUCUGAGAGCUGCUCCACAAGAGGGAAGCCCGAGCGGAGUAACACAGAGGCAGCAGACAGAAUGUCAGAAGGGGACAGUACAGGAGAGUCCAUUCAUGGGAAGGCAUCUGUAAUCGGCAGCUUUUUCGGUGGCAUCGGGCAAGUUUAUCAGUCAUGGUUGGACAAGUCGACACCCUUCUCUGCCGUGCGAUGGGGAACCACCCUUCUGUUAACUGCUAUUUACAUGAUUAGAGUAUAUCUAUUACAGGGAUGGUACAUAGUUACGUACGCUCUGGGGAUUUACCAUCUGAACCUGUUCAUCGCUUUCCUGUCACCGAAAGUGGACCCGUCAUUACUGGAUGACAUGGACGAAGGGCCUACAUUACCCACAAAGCAAAACGAGGAGUUCCGGCCGUUCAUCCGGAGGCUGCCAGAGUUUAAGUUCUGGCAUUCUGCCACAAAGGGCAUUGUCAUUGCGAUGAUCUGCACCUUCUUCGAAGCCUUCAACGUGCCCGUGUUCUGGCCAAUACUAGUCAUGUACUUCAUCAUGCUGUUCUGCAUCACCAUGAAGAGACAGAUAAAGCAUAUGAUCAAGUACAGAUAUAUACCCUUCACACAUGGGAAGAGGACCUACAAAGGGAAGGAUGACACGGGGAAGACUUUUGCAAGUUAAAACAUGCCCAUUUAAAUUUAAUGUCAUCAAAAAUUAGUGGGUUAGGAAGGGUAUGAGUUGGGGUGGGGGAUUGGUUUAAAAAAAGAAAAAGAAAUUUGUUAUGAGCCAUUGUAACAGUGCAGGGUUGGAGGUGGGCAGAUUGGUUUCUUGAGCAGUUAUGCUGUCUAGGAUCCAGAACAUUUUCUGCCUGUGGGUUUCUGAGCAAAAGCAGCUCCGAGUUCGUUUUCUGCCCUUGUAACCCUGCAGUGAAAAAUUGCAUUUUCAUAAAGCGCCUUUCAAAGAACUCGCUGCGCUUGGCGAUAAGCGGGAAGAGGGAGGGGGGACUCUCACUGAGGAGCCCCCACCCUCGGGUGUGAAGGUGUGGUACUGAACGCAGGGCCAGUCUUAUAUUUGGUGCUGUUCCUCUGACACCUUCGGGGACAGAGAACUAGAACCGUGCUCAAACCUGUGGUCAGGUUGUAGUCCACCUUCCACAGUGGCUUUAGUCAGUGCAUUUGAAUGGGACUGAAUGGGACGACACGCAUCUAGAUGAAAACUAUUAGAUCCUCACGUCACGUCAAUUUUUAGGUAUUUAUUGACAAGUUCAAAUUAACCUCACUCAGAAUCGCCAAAAACAUGCUUUGCCUUUUGAAAUGGAUUUGUUUUUUUAAACUACAUCGUUCCACCAUGGUGCUGCAUUUGUGAAUCACGGCACAUUUGUUUUUCAACCCUCGAAACGUACGUUUAAAGAUGAUGACGAUCGCCGCUAAUCCCCACCAUUAGUUUUCCUGCCAGCGUAAUGUUAUUCAGAGAGGUACAACUGCUUCAAGGCAUGGCUGGAUAUCCCCUGUGAAGCAUCUCACUACUACAACCCCUGCCCCCACCCCCCAAAGCACCCCCUUUUCCCCACACAGUUACACCCCAUAACUUCACCAUUCCAGAAAAUCGUAAGUAAGUGUGAAAGAAACUGGCACACCCUACGAAGGAGCUCGACUGCAGAACCAGCGUCACACCUGCUUCAAAUCGGGCAUCAUAUCUGUAGAUGUCUCGCCACCUCACGACUCAAGCAGGAUUGGCUUGGCAGGAUUUGAUUAAGAUGGGUACACUUCAGUAUCCACAAUAUUUCCAAAUACCUGAGAUAUGCGUAUGGCUUUGCUCUAAGUCCCAGCUCCUCAGACUGUAGGAAUUCCUCAUGUUGUCUUGUGUAAUUUUCACAUUUUCAUUCAGUGGUUCAAUUUUUCAAGGUUUUCCUCCAAGCAGCCCAGUCCUUUUUCCAUAAUUCAUAAAAAUGUUAUUUACACUGCUACUUUAUUCAUGUAGGCGAAGCACUGGAAGUAGAAGUAGUAGGCCUACCUAUGGUUGGAGACUGCAUUCAGUUUGACAAGAAAUAUUUUUUAAAUGGAAGCAAUCUCUGCCUUGAAAAAUCUCUACCUUAUUUAAUGCACAUAUUUUGUGUUAGAUUCUGGUUUGGGCAAGAUAAUUGGCAUUGAUAUAAGUAACAACAAAUGAUUUUCACCCCUAACACACCCUCCCUCUCUUUUGGUAUCCUGAGUUUGGUGGGCCAAUCAGCAGCAUCCUGUUGAACGAGAUCAGGUAUAAUAAUGAUGCUCAAUAUCUGAAUAUUUCAAAAACAGAAAUUCCUUUGUGAAGCAUCUAACCUGGGGAAAAGGAUCAACUUUACAAGCCUAGUUAUAAAGGACUUUCUAUAACUCAUAAGACACACAGUCACACCAACUGCCUAUCAAACUGUGUGCAACCUUAAAUAAACCACUGUUUUGUAGGUUCCCAAUCUUUUGCUUUUGUCCAGGCUGCAUUCUCAGCUGGGUGAUCUCCAUCAUACUGCACGCUUCGUAUUCCACUGCUCUCUUGCCGAAUUUUGCUUUGGUCCUACCGGAAACCGCACACAGAGCAUGGCUCUUUUUGACUUGCUUAUUGUAUAAUUUGAAUGGUUAGUUUUCAUUGGUUGUUAGUUGCCCUUCACGGUUUGUAUACCCGUCACUGAAUAUUAAUUUGUUAGGGUUUGACUCAUCUUGUGAGACGCGUGCAGACGCAAUUAUCAUAUCUCGUGGGAUGGGACGUACGUUUAAGGUGUUGAGUCCAGAUACGAUUUUGGCAUGCAUGCGCCGGAUUUUGUGGCAAGUUCACAAGAACACAAUGUGUUCAGUAGUCAGCGCAAAAAUAUCCCCUUCCUCGUGCACACUGGUGUUGUGCACUCUAACCAUUCCUAUCAAAACCUUUGAUUCUCCUGCAGAACGAAGAAAUGUUGGGUGCUUCUAAGAUUUAGGUCUUGCAAAUUGCUGAGAUGUAUAGACUUUUAAUCAUUUUUACGUAUGGCGGUUUUUCAGUGUGCCAGAGACGUCCUGUGAUAUGACUGAUGUGGUUUUUGUAAACCUGGGAUUCAAAUCUGGAAAUCCUGAAAAUGUCAGUAUAGGGAAGGACCAAGCAUUCUCCCUAAAGUGCAUAAGGGUUCUGGUGACUGUCUUUAUAUUUUAAAGAUUAAAUGGCCUGAGAUUAUUUUGAUUGUAUUUCCUUAAAACAUGCUACAGUAUUUUCAGUUGUUUAAAUUGUCAAUGUCAUUAAAAAAAAGGUUAUAAAUUUGGUAAAUCGCUUUUACAAUGUGUUCAUCAAAUAAAAUAAAUUGCAUGUUAUAAGUGCAAAGCAUUCAAAAAACUUCUGAUAUUUUUCAGUCAAAGUCCUGUUAAACCCUAAUAUACAGAUGUCCAUAUUAUUUGUAACAUUAAGAAUAUGUGUUGUUCUUUUUAUUAUCAUUUAAGUCUUGAACAUCAAUGUCGAUGAUCUAACAGAUGAUUUUAGUCUGAUGUGUGGAAAUAAAGCUAUAUUGAAAUAAG